GGAACCCCGUCCUUGUAACAUCCUUCGAAAAGGAACAAAACUGACACUUGGGACAAGUUUUAAAUGCGGACAUAUUAAUUAACAGCUAUGGCCCACGAUGAUUUACGCGUGGAAUGGAUACGGCAGCAAGUGCGUGUGUGUUUGAAUUUAGAAGACGACAAAUAUUUCGACGAGCUUCUACGUCAGAAAGAUGGAGAAGAGGAGGAAAAACUUAUGCACUAUUUGGAUGAUGUCUCUGAAGAAAACGCCACUUCUUGUCUUAUGUUUAUGAAAAGUGUCCGAGAGGAGGAGACUGAUAUUCCACUUGAAAUGAGCAGCUCCAGUGACUCCUUGGAUCAUGAAGAGUUUUCGGAGACCCAAACAGGAAGAAACAUACGUCCCAAAGCAGAACAAACGUUUAGUCAGAGCGUUCAACUAGUCUAUCGGACUGAGCUUCAAAUGGCAAUAAACAGAGUCCCAAAAGGAUUUGUCAAAUCUCGAGUCUUAUAUUUCCUUAGGAACACAAAGAAGACUGUUGCAGAACCACUGGACAUGGCUGAGGCCAAUAGAUUGAUGCCCAGGUUAUUGGAAACUGGUCUGCAUAAUGGACAUAAUCUGCAAACCCUGCAGAAAAAACUGGUGCAUAUCUAUAUCCCAUUAAUUACUGCUCAUCAGAUGAAGAAAACAAAUGCACACAAUCAGGCUGAAGCAGCUUCUCCUUGUGACAAGUCGAGUGGUCGUAUCGAAACUCCAACCAAGCCAAGUGACCAAGCACCCAUUCGGAAUGAGUUACUCAACAGCACACACAAGUUUUUGGGAGUGGUCAACUCUACUAUUCAACAGCUUAAAGCUCAAGAUGACAUUGCACUGCACAUCCCUGAACUAGACCUGGAGCCAGAGGUCAGUGACCUGCUAAACGAUACGGAGUUGGUAGAGAAACUGGAGCAGUGUGUGAUGAACUGGCAAACUCAAAUUACUGUUAUUAUGGAGGAGCAGGAUAGCAAAAAGCCACAGACACCCAGUCCAAUGGCGGAGAUUGUUUUUUGGCAGGAGCGUGCUUCCAUCCUGAGUGCUUUGAGAACGAAGCUUAAUCAGCCAGUGGCAAAGAAGAUUUUGCUGGUACUGACCAAAGCUCAUGCAGUUGUGAUUCCCUUAAUGGAAGCUACAGUUGCUAAACUUGUUAAAUACUGUUUGGAAGCAGAUGAAAAUGUACGCUUCCUGAAAACACUGGAAAGACAUUUCAAGAAUUUGGCUACAGGAGCCAACUUUAGUGUGAUUCUGGAGACCAUCCCACCUCUGAUGAACAGCCUACAAGUUGUGUGGUUAAUCUCCUGCCACUAUAACAGGAAUGAACGCAUGGUUCCUCUAAUGGAGCGCAUUGUUUGGCAACUGACUGAGCGCGUGGCUCAAGUCAUUGAUCUCCAAGUGCUCUUCAAGGACCAGAGAGAUGUUGCCAAAACCAAGGUGAAUGAGGCCAAGCAAGUUCUGGAAUUAUGGAAGUCCACCUACUUUGAAGUGCGUGCUGAAAUUGAAGAAGGAGACACUCGAAAAUGCUGGGAGUUUGAUCGUAAAAAAUUAUUUGAGAAAACAGAUUACAUGGCCUCCAUAUGCCAGGACUUGCACAAUGUUUUGCAGAAUUUGGAAGAGUUUUACAACAUCUUCAGCCCAGAGUUAAAAAGUGUGACCUUGGACCCCAAACGUUUUGAUGAAAUGCUGACCAACGUGGACAAACUGAUCUUACCUUUUGAGGCAGACAACUUUGAUCCUUUUGAUAGCUGCAAGAUGAGCAGCUGGAAAAUCGUCAUGCAAAACUUCAAUAGUAGUGUUUAUGCUAUUGAGCGAGGGGUCAUCACCUUCAUUGAUCAGUCCUUCAAGACACUGCGCUCUUCUACUGCUGCCUUUGAAAUGCUGCUGAAAUACAAAGACAUCCGUUCCAGACCAGCCAUCAAUAAUCACUUGAUGAAAAAGACUAAUGAUGUUCUGGCUCAGUAUUGCAAAGAGGUCGAUAGUCUAAAUGAAAUAUUCGAGCAAAAGAAAGACAAGCCACAAAUAAAUAAGAAUGAGCCUCCUGUGGCAGGAACCAUCAGGUGGACACAUUUCCUUUUUCAACGCCUAAAGGUUGGCAUGCUUCCUCUCCUCACAAUGCCUGAUUUACUGCAGAGUGAAAUGGGCAGAGUGGCAAAAAACAAGUACUUGGAAAUGGCAAAAGAGAUGAGCAACUAUGGCGUUAGGAAGUAUAAGUCAUGGAUAUCUGAUACAGAACGCAACUUGCCAUUGUUACUGAGGAAACCCAUCUUGGUCAUUAUUUCAAAGGAAAACCAAACGCAGCUGGUUGCCCCAGCCAGGCCAGAAGUAGACUCCCAAAGGGAUCGACGAUACAGUGUCAACUUUCCACCAGAGAUCAUGACAAUAAUUUGUGAGACAAAACAAUUGAUAUCAAUGUCCUUUUCCGUGCCUGAGGUUGCUCGAAAUGUAACUCUACAAGAGCCUAACUUUAUAAGGUACACCGAUGAUCUCCACAAGCUUGUCAACCGCUACAACUCUGCAGUCAGUACUCUUAAUGAUGCAAAGAUCACCAUGCUGUCACAAAACAUCCAAAAAGUUGAAACUGUCUUAUUUCUUGGAUGUAAAAGACUUAGCUGGAACUCCUUAGCCAUUGGAGAGUUCAUCAAUGAUGGCAAUCAAGAGCUCUCAAAAUUUGAAUCAACUGUCAAUCAAAUACAGAACAAAGAAACCGAUAUUGAAACCAAGUUGAAAUCAAUACUGACGGCAGAUCUCCUGAGAUGCCCAGCUCCAGAUAAGAAAGACUUUUUACCAAGUAUCAGGGAGUUUUAUGAAUGCAUUGACCAAGAGCGGGUCAAGACAGUACAUUUGUUGAGAUGCAAGUAUGCUGACAUUGGACCAGUCAUUACUAAGGUGGAGCAUUUGAUCAUGGAAACAAACACUGGCAAAUCCCACAUUAUGUCAUCUUAUUACACAUACUGGGAACACAGGGUGCAUGAUGCCCUUGUAAACAUGGUGUUGAGGAACAUCAAGGCCUUCAAUGCUGUCCUGAUGGGGAGUGCCCCUCUCUUCCGUAUUGAUGCUAUCCUUUCUGCACCUAAGAUUUUGCUGCAGCCCAAAACAAACGAGAUAUAUCAGCUGCUCCUGCAAUGUAUCAAAGAUUGUGUCGACAGCACCAAAGAAUUUCUACGUUGGAUGAACGGGACCUGCAUUGAGUGCCCUCCACAACAUGUGGAUGGUGAUGUUUUGAUGACAUUUAGCUUCUAUGAUGAAGUUUGUCAAAAUCCCCAGGUUAACGACAGUGCUCUUGCUGUGUCCCAGAACAUCCAGCAGUUGCUGGUUUUUGUAGACCAGUAUGUUAACCACUGGCAACAGUAUCAGUCUCUUUGGGAAAGGGAUUGUGCCACAGUCUGUGAAAAGUUUGCGGCUAAAAACCCAUCAUGCACCAUGUAUGAUAAAAAGCUACAAUUCUAUUCUCAUAUAAGUCAAAAAGUGGUAAUGGAGCCUCCAUUUAAGAAUGUACACAUCAUCCAACUAAACCUGGAGCCACUGAGCCGCACUGUGCACGAGAUGGCAGAGUCUUGGAUUCAUUCGCUGGGUAGUUUGCUCCACAUAUCAGCAAAAAAGGAGCUCUUAAACUUGAAAGAUGAACUUAUGCUCCUCUUCGAGAAGCUUCAACAGAAUCCUGACACGUUUGACAACUUGAAGAAUGUCCUUGGCACCAUCUCACAUAUUAGAGACAUGUCACUAAAUGUGCAGUUGAGCAUCGCAGAUAUCGAGGAAAGAUACAGAACUUUGGAGAUGUACAAAGUGGAGGUUGACAAAGAUGAACUUGGGCUAAAGGAAAAUAUCGGGCAGAUCUGGAGUGACCUGUUUGCCAAAUCCAGACAAGUGCAUCAGCGUUUGACAGAUGUCAAGAUAUCAUUUAAAGAGACUACCAAAAGGUUGACUGAAGACUUUCAGGAGGAAUUGUCCAUCUUUGUCGAAAGCUUUAACAUGCAUGGUCCUGGAGCAGUGGGAGAUGAUUUAGAUCAAGGACUAUCAAUAAUGGAAUCAUAUGAAGCAGAGCUUGCCAAGAUGGUGGCGGGACGGCAGGAGUUAGUUAAUGCAGAGAAGCUGUUGGAUCUACCUGUCACCGUGUACCCUGAAAUUGUCAGCAUUCAAAAGGACAUGAAUGGCUUCCAGAAGAUUUAUGAUAUAUAUCGAAAUCAAAAGGCUGCAAAGAAUGUGUGGUCUCAGACCCUGUGGGUGGACUUAGAUAUAAACAUGCUUCAGGAAGGUGUUGAAGAUUUUGUCAAAGAUUUGAGGAAGCUCCCCAAAGACGUGCGCGCUCUGCCUGUGGCCUGUUUUGUGGAAGGCAGAAUGAAGGAAUUCAGAGAUUCUCUUCCUCUUCUGCUGGACCUAAAGAAUGAAGCCCUCAGAGAAAGACACUGGAAGGAAUUAAUGAAAAGGACUGGCACUGCCUUUGAUAUGAACCCAAGCAGCUUCACCCUGGAGAACAUGUUUGCAAUGGAGCUUCAUAAGUAUGCUGAUGUCAUUGGUGAUAUUGUUACUUCAGCUGUAAAAGAGCUUGGUAUUGAAAAAAGUGUGAAGGAGGUGGUGGAGACAUGGGAAAACAUGAAAUUCAUUGUACAGCCCUACAGUAAAGUCUCCCAGCAAGACUGUUAUGUUUUGGGUGUAGUGGAUGAGAUCCUGGUGUGUGUGGACAAUGAUGCCAUGAAUUUGCAGAGUAUGGCGGGAAGUCGUUUUGUUGGACCUUUCUUAAACACCGUUCAACAAUGGGAGAAAGACCUGUCCCUUAUCAGUGAGACCAUAGAGGUUUGGUUGCUGGUACAACGGAAAUGGAUGUACCUGGAGAGCAUCUUCAUUGGUGGAGAUAUUUCCUCUCAGCUGCCAGAGGAAGCGAAGAAAUUUGACAACAUUGACAAAAGGUUUAAAGAUAUAAUGAAUGAUGCACAGACCAACCCAAACAUUAAGCGCUGUUGCCUGGUUCCCAACCGGCUGAUAGACCUGCAGACCUUGAGCGAGAACCUAGAAAAGUGCCAGAAGAGUCUCAAUGACUACCUAGAUUCUAAGCGGCAUGCUUUCCCCCGCUUCUUCUUCAUCUCUGAUGAUGAACUACUCAGCAUUUUGGGGAGUAGUCACCACGAUUGUGUGCAGGAGCAUAUGAUAAAGAUGUAUGACAACAUUGCAUCUCUGCGGUUUGAUGCGGAAAGCAGUGGGGAGACAUCAGCUGGAGCCAUGGUGUCAGCUGAGGGUGAGGUGAUGGAGUUUAAAAAACCUGUCCCAAUCAAAGGAAGGGUAGAGGAAUGGAUGACAGUGGUCUUACAAGAGAUGAGGAGAACUAAUCGACUCAUCACUAAGGAAGCCAUCUUUCGCUACUGUGAGGACAGAGGCAGGGUGGAUUGGAUGUUGCUAUUCCAAGGUAUGGUUGUACUGGCAACAAAUCAAGUGUGGUGGACAUGGGAAGUAGAGGAUGUCUUUAGCAACUUGAAGAAAGGAGCUAAGCAUGCUCUGAAGAACUAUGCCACGAAAAUGCACCAGCAGAUUGAUGAGUUGGUCACACGUAUAAUGCAACCCAUGAAAAAAAAUGACAGACGAAAGAUUAACACCGUCCUUAUCAUUGAUGUUCAUGCAAGAGACAUUGUAGACAGCUUUGUGUUGAACAGUAUAACAGAUGCAAAAGAAUUUGAGUGGGAAAGCCAACUGAGAUUCUACUGGGUGCAGGAAGAAGACAAUCUAGCUGUGCGUCAGUGCAGUGCAGUUUUUUCUUAUGGCUAUGAAUACAUGGGCUUGAACGGUCGAUUGGUUAUAACCCCUCUCACAGACCGUAUCUACCUCACAAUCACACAGGCCCUCUCCAUGUUCCUGGGUGGAGCACCUGCUGGACCUGCUGGUACUGGAAAGACAGAGUCCACCAAAGAUCUGGCCAAGGCUUUGGGUCUGCUCUGUGUGGUUACUAACUGUGGUGAAGGCAUGGACUACAUGGCUGUGGGGAAGAUCCUCUCUGGCUUGGCCCAGUGUGGAGCCUGGGGCUGCUUUGAUGAAUUCAACCGCAUUGAUGCCUCAGUCCUUUCAGUUAUCUCCUCUCAAAUCCAAACUAUCCGCAAUGCACUCAUUUUGCAUCUUAAAAUAUUUAAUUUUGAAGGUCAUGAGAUUACCCUGGACAGCCGAACUGGCGUCUUCAUCACCAUGAACCCAGGCUAUGCGGGGCGUACAGAGCUGCCUGAAUCAGUCAAAGCUCUGUUCAGGCCUGUCGUGGUGAUUGUGCCUGACUUGCAGCAGAUUUGUGAGAUCAUGCUCUUCUCAGAGGGCUUCCUACUGGCCAAGGCCCUUGCAAAGAAGAUGACAGUCCUUUAUAAAUUGGCAAGAGAGCAGUUGUCCAAGCAGUCUCAUUAUGACUUUGGCCUCCGAGCUCUGAAGUCUGUCUUAGUGAUGGCAGGAGAACUCAAAAGGGGCUCACCACACCUCCGUGAGGAUGUGGUGUUGAUGCGAGCCCUGAGGGACAUGAAUCUUCCAAAGUUUGUGUUUGAGGAUGUGCCUCUGUUCCUCGGGCUGAUCUCAGACCUGUUUCCUGGGCUGGAAUGCCAUCGUAUCCGCCAUGCUGACUUCAACGAUGCCGUCGAAGAGACCUUGGAAGAUAACAACUAUGUUUUGCUGCCCAUCCAGGUGGAUAAAGUGGUGCAAAUGUAUGAAACAAUGAUGACCCGGCACACAACUAUGAUAGUCGGCCCAACAGGUGGAGGGAAAUCUGUAGUAAUCAGCACAUUAUGUCAAGCUCAAACCAAAUUGGGAUUGCAAACCAAAUUAUAUCCCCUCAACCCCAAAGCUGUGAGUGUCAUAGAACUGUAUGGUAUUCUGGAUCCUGACACUCGAGACUGGACUGAUGGGGUCUUAUCCAACAUCUUCCGUGACAUAAACAAGCCUACUGAAAAAAAAGAAAGGAGGUAUAUCCUGUUCGAUGGUGACGUGGACGCCUUGUGGGUUGAAAACAUGAACUCCGUAAUGGAUGACAACAAGCUCCUUACCCUAGCUAAUGGAGAACGAAUCCGCUUACAGAAUCACUGUGCCCUGCUGUUUGAGGUUGGAGAUCUGCAGUAUGCUUCGCCUGCUACUGUCUCUCGCUGUGGAAUGGUUUAUGUGGAUCCCAAAAACCUGCGAUACACCCCAUAUUGGCAGAAAUGGUUGAAAAACAGAUCUGCCAAGGAACAAAAAGAACUGGACAGACUCUUUGAAAAAUAUGUGCACAGCUCAGUAGACAUGAUUGUGGAAGGUAUUGUAGAUGGGAAACAGGGCCAGAAACUGAAGACUGUUGUCCCUCAGACAGAUUUAAAUAUGGUGUCUCAGCUGUGCAUGACCCUUGAUGCCCUCCUUGAUACUGAAACUGAGAACUACAAUGCUGCAGUCUUGGAGUGUUACUUCCUGGAAGCUCUGUACCUCUCUCUAGGGGCCACGUUGCUGGAUGAUGGCAAGGACAAAUUUGAUGAGUUCAUCAAAAAACUUUCUGGCUUAUUCACUUUGAGUGAUGACAAGACACUAGCUGGCCCCGGUGAGAUCCCAGGAUACCUGCCCACACUCUUUGAUUUCCAUUUUGAUGGAACACAGCAGAAAUGGCUUCCUUGGAGUCAUCUAGUCACUACAUACACCCACAACACAGAAGUGAAGUUCACCGAUAUUCUUGUCCCAACUGUGGACACUACAAGAACCAAUUGGAUCCUGGAAAAGAUGGUGAAAACAAAGAGGUCUGUGCUAUUAGUUGGAGACCCAGGAACCUCCAAAACAGCUACCAUUCAUAACUUUCUAAAGCAUCAAAGUGCAGAUACAAGUAUUACUUUGACCAUCAACCUUUCAUCCAGAACAACAUCAAUGGACCUCCAGAGAAACCUGGAGGCCAAUGUCGAGAAAAGGACGAAAGAGAUCUAUGGUCCUCCAAUGGGCAAGAGACUGCUGGUCUUUAUAGAUGACAUGAAUAUGCCGAAGGUGGAUAGCUAUGGCACACAGCAGCCUAUUGCACUGCUGAAGCUCUUACUGGACAGAGGAGGUAUUUAUGACCGUGGGAAGGAGCUCACCUACAAAACCCUCAAGGACCUUGGCUUCAUUGCUGCCAUGGGGAAGGCAGGCGGUGGAAGGAACGAGGUGGACACCCGCUUUGUUUCGCUCUUCAAUGUCUUCAGCAUCCCUUUCCCUGCUGUUGAGUCUCUCCAACUAAUCUAUAGCUCCAUUAUCAAAGGUCACACCAAACACUUUGAGGAUGUGGUGCAGAAGGUUUGUGAUAAAGUCACUCUCUGCACACUGGAACUAUACAACAGCCUUGUCAAAGAUCUCCCACCUACUCCAGCCAAGUUCCACUAUAUCUUCAACCUGCGAGACCUAUCAAGGGUCUACAAUGGACUGACCCUUACUGAGCCUGAGAGGUUUUCAACAGUUUCUACAUUUGUGCGCGUUUGGAGAAAUGAAUGUCUGAGGAUAUUCCACGAUCGACUCAUUGAUGAGAAAGACAAGAACUUGGUUCAGGGCCUUAUAAAGAACUUAGUUGAAGAGCAUUUCAAGGCAAACAUGGAGGAUGCUAUGAGAGAUCCGAUUCUUUUUGGAGACUACAGGACAGCCCUAAGUGAAACUCAACCAAGGGUCUAUGAGGACCUGCAGGACUAUGAAGCUUCUAAAGCCCUGUUUCAGGAGAUUUUAGAAGAAUACAAUGACAGGAAGUCAAGGAUGAAUCUUGUCCUGUUCGAUGAUGCAUUGGAACAUCUGACCCGUGUGCAUCGUAUCAUCCGCAUCGAUCGCGGUCAUGCUCUGCUUGUGGGAGUCGGAGGCUCAGGCAAGCAGUCCAUCACCAAGCUGGCUGCCUUCACUGCUGACUGUGAGGUGUUUGAGAUAACAUUGAGCAGAGGAUAUUGCGAGUCAAGCUUUCGCGAAGACUUGAAAACGUUAUAUUUGAAGCUCGGCAUUGAAAACAAGAAGACAGUGUUUCUCUUCACUGAUGCUCAUGUUGCUGAAGAAGGUUUUUUGGAACUCAUCAAUAACAUGCUUACGUCAGGCAUUGUUCCUGCCUUGUUUCCUGACGAUGAAAAAGAGUCUGUCCUCAAUCAGCUUCGUGAUGAGGCCCUCAAAAACGGAGCAGGUCCUUCGAAAGACAGUGUGUGGCAAUAUUUUGUCAGUAAAAGUGCUAGCAACUUGCACAUUGUAUUGGGCAUGUCUCCUGUGGGAGACACCCUGAGGACACGCUGCAGAAACUUUCCAGGACUGAUGAACAACACUGUCAUAGACUGGUUCUUGCCGUGGCCUCCACAGGCGCUACUUGCUGUAGCUGAGUCUUUCCUUGGUGAAAGUGAAAUGAUCCCUAAAGAACACGCUCAUGCUGUUAUAGAGCAUGUCUGCAUGGUCCAUAAGUCUGUUGGAGAGUACAGUAUCCUGUUCCUGCAAAAACUUCGACGUUCAAACUAUGUCACCCCAAAGAACUACUUGGAUUUCAUCAGCACGUACUCUAGCCUCCUGCAGGAGAAGGACCAGUAUAUUCUGGCACAGUGCAAGCGCCUCGAGGGGGGGUUGGAUAAACUGAAGGAAGCCAGUGUGCAGCUGGAUGAGCUGAACAUCAAACUGGCAGAGCAGAAGGUGGUCCUUGCUGAAAAGUCCUCAGCCUGUGAGACCAUGCUGGUGGAGAUUGCCUCCAACACCACUGUCGCUGAGGAGAAAAAGACUUUGGCAGAAGACAAAGCCAAAGAGAUUGAGGAGCAAAACAAAGUCAUCGCUGUUGAGAAGGUAGAAGCAGAAUCUUCCCUGGCUGAAGCUCUGCCAGCAUUAGAAGCAGCUCGUAUUGCCUUGCAAGACCUUGAUAAAUCUGACGUUACUGAGAUCCGAUCUUUUGCAAAGCCACCCAAGCAAGUGCAAGUGGUGUGUGAGUGUAUCCUCGUGCUGUGUAAAAAAAAGGAAAUCAACUGGCAAGCCGCGAAAGGGAUGAUGUCAGAUCCUGGCUUCUUGCGUUCGCUCAUGGAAAUGGACUGUGAUGCUAUAGGUUCCCAACAGGUCAAGACUGUCAAAGGCUUCCUGAAGAACCUUUCGACCACCCUUGAGGAGAUGCAGUCCAUCAGCAAGGCGGGCUCAGGAAUGUUCAAAUUUGUGGAGGCUGUUGUAGGUUACUGUGAGGUUGCCAAGGAGAUAAACCCCAAAAGAGAAAAAGUGGCGCGUCUUGAAAGGAACUUCUUUCAGAGUAAGAGGGAGCUGGAGCUCAUUCAAACUGAGCUUAAUGACAUUCAGAGAGAGCUGAAGGCUCUUGGAGACAAAUAUCAAACUGCUAUUGCGGAGAAACAGAAACUUCAAGAGGAGGCUGAACUCAUGGAGAGGAGGCUGAUAGCUGCUGGCAAACUUAUUUCUGGUCUGAGCUCUGAGAAUGUGAGGUGGACAGAAGACUUAGAAGAGUUGAAGCAGCGCCGUGUGUGUCUACUGGGUGACUGUCUGAUCUCUUCAGCCUUCCUGAGCUACGAGGGAGCCUUCAGCUGGGAUUUCAGGAAUGAGAUGGUGUACAAAACAUGGGUGGCUGAUGUGCAGGAAAGAGGCAUUCCCUUGAGUGAGCCUUUUAAAGUGGACAACCUGUUAACCGAUGAAGUGGAAAUUAUCAGGUGGGGGUCAGAGGGCUUGCCACCAGAUGAGCUGUCAGUACAGAAUGGAAUCCUCACUACCAGAGGCAGUCGUUUCCCCAUGUGUAUUGAUCCUCAACAACAAGCCCUCAACUGGGUUAAGAAAAAGGAGGCACGCAAUAACCUGAAGAUCUCAUCCUUCAAUGAUCCAGACUUCUUGAAACAACUGGAGAUGGCCAUUAAAUAUGGCUUCCCCUUCCUUUUCCAAGAUGUAGAUGAGUACAUUGAUCCUGUCAUUGACAGCGUCCUGGAGAAAAAUUUGAAAGGAGCUGAAGGCAGGCAGGUCAUAAUGUUGGGUGACAAAGAGGUGGACUAUGAUCCUAACUUUAGGCUUUACCUCAACACAAAACUGGGAAACCCCAAAUUUUCUCCAUCUGUGUUUGGAAAAUCCAUGGUUAUUAAUUAUACUGUGACCCUAAAGGGUCUGGAGGACCAGUUGCUCAGUGUUAUAAUGGGCUUUGAGAAGAAGGAACUAGAGGAGCAGCGUGAGUUUUUGAUCCAAGAGACAAGUGAUAAUAAAAAGCUGCUGAAGAACCUUGGUGACACACUGCUCAGAGAGCUGGCCACAUCCACAGGCAACAUGUUGGAUAACACUGAGCUGGUCUCCACGUUGGAGGAAACAAAGUCCAAAUCUAGUGAGGUGUUUGAGAAACUUAAGUUGGCUGUAACUACGUCAGUGGAUAUCGACGUGCUGAGGAACGGGUACCGGCCAGUGGCCAAGCGUGGGGCUAUUUUGUUCUUUGCACUGACAGAAAUGGCUCUGGUUAACAGCAUGUACCAGUAUUCUCUCGCCUCAUAUCUGGAGGUGUUUGACUUUUCCCUACGCAAGUCUGAGCCUGAUUCUUUCCUGCCAAAAAGACUGAGUAACAUCGUGAACAGCCUGACAUACAACGUUUACAAUUACGGAUGUACAGGUCUGUUUGAAAAACACAAACUUCUCUUCUCCUUCAACAUGACUAUCAAGAUUGAGCAGGCAGAAGAUUGUGUUCCUCAGGAGGAGUUUGAGUUUUUCAUCAAAGGUAAUCUGUCACUGGAAAAGACCUCACGCCAAAAGACUUGUAAUUGGCUUCCUGAUGCUGCCUGGGAAGAUGUAAUAAAACUGUCAGAGCUUUUUCCUGAGCAGUUUGGCUCGUUACCUGAUGAUGUUUGCCGAAACUCCCCAGAGUGGCAGUCAUGGUAUGACCUGGAUGCACCAGAACAGUCUGCACUGCCAAUGAAAUAUGACGAGAAGCUGACCGCCUUUCAGAAGCUGCUCCUGCUGCGCUGUUUCCGUGUUGAUAGAGUCUACAGAGCUAUCACUGACUAUGUCACUAUCACCUUGGGCGAGAGAUUUGUUCAACCCCCUGUGAUCAGUUUUAAUGCAAUUUAUGAGCAGAGUACCCAGUUCUCCCCUAUUGUCUUCAUCCUGAGCCCUGGCUCUGACCCCGGCAGUGACCUCAUGAAACUGGCAGAAAGGACUGGCUUUGGGGGCAAGUUCAAGUUCCUUGCAAUGGGCCAAGGUCAGGAAAAGGUUGCGCUACACUUGCUGGAGGUGGCAGCAGCCCGUGGUCAGUGGUUGAUGCUACAGAACUGCCACCUGCUGGUAAAGUGGCUGAAAGAUUUGGAGAAAUGCUUGGAGAUGAUCACCAAACCCCACCCUCACUUUCGCCUGUGGAUCACAACCAACCCUAUCGAUGACUUUCCAAUAGGCAUCCUUCAAAAGUCUCUCAAGGUUGUCACUGAGCCUCCAAAUGGUCUGAAGCUCAACAUGCGAGCGACCUACUCUAAAAUAUCCAGUGACACCAUGACCGGAUGCCCGCACUCAGCCUUCCGCAGCCUGGUGUAUGUGCUGGCUUUCUUCCAUGCCGUGGUGCAAGAGCGCCGCAAGUAUGGCAAAAUUGGCUGGAAUGUCCCAUACGACUUCAGUGAAUCGGACUUCUUGGUAUGUUUGGAGAUUUUGAACACCUACCUGACCAAAGCUCACACACAACGAGAGAGCAACAUCCCCUGGGGGAGUAUUAAAUACCUUAUAGGCGAGGUGAUGUAUGGAGGACGAGUCAUAGAUAGCUUUGACCGCAGGAUCCUGACCGUCUACAUGGACGAGUAUUUUGGAGACUUCCUUUUUUACGACUUUUGCCGCUUUCACUUCUUCAAAAACAACCACGUAGACUACAAGGUUCCUCCAAAUGGAACCAGGACAGUAUAUAUUGAUGAGAUUGAGUCCCUGCCAUUAGCAAACACACCUGAAGUGAUGGGCCUUCAUUCCAAUGCAGAGAUAGGAUAUUACACGCAGGCAGCUAAAGACAUGUGGUUGCAUCUAAUUGACCUGCAGCCUCAGACUGGUGAGUCUGGUGGAAGCAUCAGCAGGGAUGAUUACAUCACUCAGGUGGCCCAGGACAUUGAGAACAAGCUGCCUGCAUUAUUUGACUUGGACGUUAUCCGCAAGCAGUUUGGCAAUGAAGUCUCCCCUACGUCAGUGGUGCUGCUUCAAGAACUGGAGCGCUUCAACAAGCUGGUGGUCCGCAUGAAGCGAUCUCUGGCCGAGCUACAGAGGGCUUUGGCUGGUGAGGUGGGCAUGAGCAGUGAGCUGGAUGAAGUUGCUCGAGCCCUUUUCAAUGGUCAGAUUCCUGCUAUUUGGAAGAAGUUGGCACCUGACACGCUGAAGUCCCUGGGUAACUGGAUGAUUCAUUUCAAGAGGCGAUUUGAGCAGUAUAGGUUCUGGGUGAAUGAUGCAGAGCCAAAGGUCAUGUGGCUAUCGGGACUCCACAUACCAGAAUCCUACUUGACAGCUCUGGUCCAAGCUGCAUGCAGACAAAAUGGCUGGCCUCUAGAUCUUUCCACACUUUACACUGAGGUGACUCGGUAUCGUGACGACGGUGAAGUCAAUGAUAGACCUUCACAGGGCUGUUUUGUGUCUGGUUUGUACCUGGAGGGAGCUGAUUGGGACAUGGAGAUGGGCUGUCUGGUGAAGAGUAAACCUAAAGUUCUGGAGGUUCAGCUGCCCAUUCUCAGAGUCAUCCCCAUCGAGACCUGCCGGCUUAGGUUGCAGAAAACACUGCGGACCCCAGUCUACACCACAUUUUUACGGAGGAAUGCCAUGGGUGUGGGCUUGGUUUUUGAGGCUGACCUGUUUACUUCUGAGCACCUCUCCCACUGGGUGCUUCAGGGCGUCUGUUUAUCCCUGAAUAGUGGCUAAAGACAUUAUCACUGAGCAAUAUUUAUUUAGUUCUCCUUUACAUUACUCCUUGUGGUGGAACUGGAACUGGACUGUCCCUGACAACUUCCAGGAGUUAAAGGAACAUGAUGAUUUCCAAUUUCUGAGAGAAAGCUUUACACCUAUGCAACAUACUUUACACCUGCACAGUAUAAUGACAUCAAAUGCAAAAAAAAAAAAAACUAGUGCUGAUUAAACUAGUACGAUUAAAACAUCUAUUCAAGUUAAUCACAUGUCUACUUUGUGAUUGGUCAUGAUUAAUCACCUCUGGCUUAAUUAAGUAGACUCCUGGCUGCUGCUGUCAUAUUUCAAUAACUAUCAGUCCCUAUUUCUAUCCCCUAUUUCUUAGUAACAUCAAGAAAUUGACGAGCACACGCUUCGGUGAAAUGAAAAACUGCACUUUACCAUAUUUUUAGUAAUGACACAAUUGAACACGUCAUGAAAGGUGGUUUAAAUUGAUUGUUUUCUUAGAAGCCUUCAAAAUCAA
Doryrhamphus excisus (bluestripe pipefish) is the source of this 14296-nucleotide messenger RNA. Lineage: Eukaryota; Metazoa; Chordata; Actinopteri; Syngnathiformes; Syngnathidae. The record is from RefSeq and is a predicted model, not a curated record.